Molecule: messenger RNA, 906 nt
Organism: Camellia sinensis
Lineage: Eukaryota; Viridiplantae; Streptophyta; Magnoliopsida; Ericales; Theaceae
Source: RefSeq, a predicted model, not a curated record
CCAUGUGAGGAGAGCAAAAAAAUCAGUCACACACACAUAUAAAUAUAUACACACCUAUUAUAGGCUUAUAAAUACCAAUUUCUUUUUAUUCUGGUGUGUUUUUAUAGUAGGCGUUUAUGAACCAUGAGUACCUUUGCAAGGUCUCUAUAUACUCUUCCCUCUUGAAGCAGAUUAUCAUGGCUGACCCUUCUCUUUUCUCUUCUAUUUUCUUGUAGAAUUUUCUCGGAAAAAGGAAAAAAGCAAACAAAAGGGAAACCUAGGGUUUAUCUUUCUCUCUUGUUUGUUAAUUUUCUUUUUGUUUCUCAUGGGUAGCGGAGACAAGAGCCUGCUGAGCUUUCACCAACACCAACACCACCACCACCACCGCCACCAAGGGAAGAAACAAGAAGAGGAGGUGGUGAGAGAUGUGCCGAAAGGGUGUCUGGCAAUCAAGGUGGGACAGGAAGAGGAGGAACAGCAGAGAUUUGUGGUGCCUGUGAUGUACUUCAAUCACCCGCGGUUCAUGCAGCUGUUGAAGGAAGCUGAGGAAGAGUACGGGUUCGAUCAGAAAGGUACUAUCACCAUCCCUUGCCACGUGGAGGAGUUUCGAUACGUUCAGGGUAUGAUUGAUGAGGAACUACAUCACCACCACCACCACCACCACCUAUGCUGGUUGUUUUGAGGGUUUCACAGAUUGAUUAAAUAUAACACUCAAAACACUCUAGUUAAUUAGCUGGUUGUUGAAUUGUAUCUGUACAUUUUAAGAGAUUUAGGUGUCUUGUUCUUUUCUUUUCUUUUCUUUUCUUUUCUUUUCUUUUUUAUGUAGAGUAAUAUAUUUUGGUGAGGUUGGUGAUAAUAUUGAUGAUUGUUGUUGAUGAUGACCACGAAAAUAAAGUUGCUUGCUGUUGGAGCUUUUAUUCCAAACCA